CUUUUUGCUCCGGUAUCCUUCAACAGCUUGACUAUGGUUUAGUUGAAUGCCAGGCCUUGGUUUUGGCACCUACUCGUGUGCUGGCUCAACAGAUUGAGAAGGUUAUGCAAGCACUUGGAGAAUUUCUUGGCGUGAAGGUACAUGCUUGUGUGGGUGGAACCAGUGUUCGUGAAGACAAGCGCAUUCUGUUGAGUGGGGUUCAUGUUGUUGUUGGCACUGUUGGGCGUGUGUUUGAUAUGCUGAAGAGACGGUCACUUCGUCCUGAUUACAUUAAGAUGUUUGUACUAGACGACGCAGAUGAAUUGCUUUCUUGUGGUUUCAAGGAUCAGGAGGAUUUGUUUGGUUCAAUUAAAAGGUGAACUGGGCCAGGAAGAUGGUUGAACAGAUAGUGGGUUUAGUAAAGUAGGGAAGAGGGGUUGAUGCAGGAACAUAAUGGGGCAAGUAUAUUUGGCAACUAUAUGGGUGACACGCGGCAUUUUAUCUAUAUUUCCAAAUGUCUUAUUAAUUUCUAGUCGAAGUUUUAUUUGCCAUUGAUAUUAGAUAUAGCCUAUUAUUAUAUAGUAUUGUUUGUGUAUGUUGUUAA
Messenger RNA from Camellia sinensis, 583 nucleotides. The record is from RefSeq and is a predicted model, not a curated record. NCBI's taxonomy places the organism in Eukaryota, Viridiplantae, Streptophyta, Magnoliopsida, Ericales, Theaceae.